Messenger RNA from Sparassis crispa, 1617 nucleotides. RefSeq lists its product as hypothetical. The transcript is spliced from 8 exons. NCBI's taxonomy places the organism in Eukaryota, Fungi, Basidiomycota, Agaricomycetes, Polyporales, Sparassidaceae. The record is from RefSeq and is a predicted model, not a curated record. The coding region runs from base 1 to 1617 and encodes 538 amino acids.
AUGGACGGAAUAUCGUCGCUCUCGGCGAUCCUCGGCGUGCUGCAGGUGCUUGGCAGCGCGACGAUCGCAGUGUACAAGUACGCCGCGAGCGUAAAGGGCGCACCCGCGGCGUGCGACAGGCUCCUCCAGGAGCUCUCUGCCAUCGGUGGAACGCUCGGCCAUGCAAAGGUCGUGCUCGACGGUCUGCAGGGGCAUGACGACUUCUCGUCAAACCAUACCCUCAAGAUCACCGCGUUCCUCGGCGGGACUGGGGGCCCGCUCGAGAGCUGCAGGGCGACGAUCGAAGAAUUGUGUGCGUGGCUUGCGCGCGAUGGUGAUAAGCGCAUGCGGGUGGACCGGCGUAUGCUGUGGCCAUUCCAGGAGAAGGAGUUGAUGGAGUUUGUGCAGAGGCUGGAGAGGCACAAGACGCAUUUUAUUCUAGCGCUUUCGUUAAAUUCUGCCGACUCAUUGAUGCACCUGGGAAACUCGGUGGAGGACGUCAAGAAGGAGCAGCAGCGCGUGAAGGACGAAAAGGCGCGGCAAGAACUACAGAUGGACCUUCGUGAACUUAUUGAGUGGUUGUCUCCGCUUGAUGUUGACAGAAUGGCGCUCCUCAAACAGUGGAUUCCUGUGCUGCAAGGCAUUCCCGGAAGUGGGAAAACUAUCUUGGUGUCCACGGUGAUCGAUGAGUUGAAAUCAUCCUGCAGUGGUGGCAACGAGGAGGCGAUCCUCGCCUACUAUUACUGCGACUUCAGUGACUCCAAGAGCGCCAACCCAGUUACGGUGCUGCGCACGCUCCUGACACUCUUUAUGGCGACGAUCGACGAUGACUCCGUCGACACCUUCGUGGAUCUCUUGAAGCGAAAGAAGGCGACCAAGAGCCCGCCCGACGACAUCGAGCUGCUGCAGUUGCUGCUGCUACGCGCGAUUGGCGAGCGGAAGGCCAUCAUCGUCCUCGACGAGCUCGAUGAGUGUGUCGACCGGCGCUGGCUCCUCGAGUUCAUCCCUCGCCUUGUCCAUCAGGCGAGCGUGCGGUGGCUCGUCUCGAGCCGACGCGAGCAGGAUAUCGUGGGUGCCUUCGAAGAUUUCCACACUAUCUCGCUGUCGCACGAGUUUGAGAAUGUGUACGCGGAUAUACAAAGGUAUAUUAUGCAGACACUAGAGACCGAGCCAAGGCUGCGUAGGUUGGAUAGCGAGCUUAAAGCCGAGCUUGGGUCUGCUCUGCUGCACAAGGCAGACGGAAUGUUUCGCUGGGUGCAAUGCCAGCUAGACUUCAUCAUCACUCGACGGACUAGGCAGAGUAUUCGCGAGGCACUACGCACUCUACCGCGUGGCUUGUAUCCGACGUGCGAAAGGAUUUUGAAGCGGAUCGAAGACGAAGGAGAGGAAUCUGCGUUGAUCGCAAAGACGACUUUACUCUGGCUUGUCUCAGCUCUCCGCCCCCUCAAACUUGUGGAAGUGGAAGAAGCAAUCAUAAUCGAAGUGGGAAGCGAGAGCCUCAACGACGACGCUCGCGUAUUGGAUGAACACGAUAUCCUGGAGAUUUGCAGCAGUCUGGUCGACUACGACGAUUCAACUGACAUCGUCAAUGUCUCGCAUUACUCUGUUCAGAAUUUCUUCUUUCUGACCACUUGUUAG